GUCACCCUUGGGUGUUAGGAACGGAAAUGUUAACUGUAUGCCUUUGCGUUCUUUCGUUUGGAUUGUUGGUGAACUGUAACAUAGAUGUUCCUGAUAAUAGCGGCAAAGAAUUCAUCAUAGCUUUCAUGGACAACACGUUCAUAAAUAAUGACAGCCUGAAUGUAUUUCUUACAACCGACUUCCCUUCUCCAGUCCAAGUUCACAUUACUGCCCAUUCAUCCUAUCUCCAUCACCUCCCACAAAGUAAUAAAACAGUCAGCGUACGUAGGGGUUCAAUAACCAGGGUAAAUAUUCCUGAUAUUUUUGCAAUGAAGGACACAAACAGAAGUUUCAAAGGUAUCCGUUUAUCUGCUGACAAAGAGUUCAUUGUCUAUGGUUCCAAUGCAGAACCUUAUAGUUUGGAUGCAUUUGUAGCUCUCCCUGUGGAUAUUCUUGGACAGGAGUACAUCGCUGGAAGCUAUAGCGAUUGUUCAAGUAAUUUUCCUGCGCUUGUAGGACUUGUUGGCGUUCACAACAAUACGCAUAUAGAAAUAACUCCUGCUAAUGGCACGGAUAUCAUAGUUAUGGGCAACCCUGUAAAUUACAAAACACAAAUUACUCUGAACAGACUUGAGACCAUUCAAAUCGCAUCUACCAGCGACAUUACAGGUACGAGGAUCAAUUCAUCAAAACCACUGGCAGUAAUGUCAGGUAAUAAAUGCGCCAAAGUACCGUGUGGUCAUUUGUUUAGUUGUGAUCAUUUGGUGGAACAGAUGUAUCCAGUCGAUAGAUGGGGCUAUACGUACACAGUUGUUCCAUCAGCUUACCGGCAAAGUGGGGAUACUGUCCGCGUUGUAGGCAGUACUGAUGACACCGUGGUCGACAUAACCGGUAUCUCGCGUUUAAUUCUUCAUAGGUCUGAGUUCUAUGAAUUUAAUGUAUCGAAGAACGCUCCUGUAUAUGUCAAUGCCAGUAAGCCCAUUAUGGUACUGCAGUUUACGCAGAGCCAAGAUACGGAUGGUCAACACAGUGAUCCUUACAUGAUGUCUGUGCCUGCCAUAGAACAAUUCUCGACCAGUUACACCAUAGCUACCGCCAAUCUUCCUGAUAAAGUUUACAAAAACUUCGUAAAUAUAGUCAUCAAAAGCAGUUCUAAAGAAGGUCUUAGAGUUGAUGGAGCCGCUCUCAAUGGUGUUACAUGGCUAGCCAUUCCCGGAACAGACUUUACUGCUGCUCAGCUGAACAUCACUGAGGGCACACAUCGCAUAGAACAUAUUUCCCCUAUUCAGACUUUCUCAGUAUUCUCCUACGGGUUUGCUGAAUCCGUUUCUUAUGGCUAUCCAGGAGGACUGAGACUGGCAAACCUGGACAUGACUAAAUGUGUCCCGAACACUGGUCAGCCGGCAGAUGGCGUUGAUAACGAUUGUGACAUGAAAAUUGACGAAGAGCUCUUUAAUGGUAUUGACGAUGACGACGAUGGCGUAAUUGAUGAGGAUUUGUCUUCCCUACCGCCAGAGGUGGACUUUCCUAAAGAUGCAGUCAUUGUUUCAGGUAAUGCAUCUGUGAUUUUAUACCUGAUGGGACAACUCAGUUCACCAAACGUGACAAGCUCUGAACGGUGUACUGUGUACAGUAAUGUUACUGUUAACUACACAGAUUCGACCAAUGACAAUGGCUGUGGGGUGGACAUCAAGCGCACGUGGCUCGUGCAGGACGGGUGUGGGAACAUCGUGCGGUCAGUUCAGACCAUACUUGUAUACAAUUCAUGGCAAGCUCUCCGGGCACAUCCUGGACAGAACUGUACGGGGAUGGUGGAGGUAGUGGGAUGCAAUGACACCGCAGACGCGGCUGGCCAAUGUACAACUGCCCCAUGCCAAGGCAGUCAAGGCCUCUUCAUGCUUGCUGGCGGUCUUGGUUGUUACUGUGCCCGGUCUCUCGAUAAUGCCUGGUGUCUGCAAGUUCAAAAGCGGAGUCACCCUGGGGUGAAAGGAAUGGAAGUGUUAACCGUUUGCUUUUGCGUUCUUUCGUUUGGAUUGUUGGUGAACUGUAACAUAGAUGUUCCUGAUAAUAGCGGCAAAGAAUUCAUCAUAGCUUUCAUGGACAACACGUUCAUAAAUAAUGACAGCCUAAAUGUAUUUCUUACAACCGACUUCCCUUCUCCAGUCCAAGUUCACAUUACUGCCCAUUCAUCCUAUCUCCAUCACCUCCCACAAAGUAAUAAAACAGUCAGCGUACGUAGGGGUUCAAUAACCAGGGUAAAUAUUCCUGAUAUUUUUGCAAUGAAGGACACAAACAGAAGUUUCAAAGGUGUCCGUUUAUCUGCUGACAAAGAGUUCAUUGUCUAUGGUUCCAAUGCAGAACCUUAUAGUUUGGAUGCAUUUGUAGCUCUCCCUGUGGAUAUUCUUGGACAGGAGUACAUCGCUGGAAGCUAUAGCGAUUGUUCAAGUAAUUUUCCUGCGCUUGUAGGACUUGUUGGCGUUCACAACAAUACGCAUAUAGAAAUAACUCCUGCUAAUGGCACGGAUAUCAUAGUUAUGGGCAACCCUGUAAAUUACAAAACACAAAUUACUCUGAACAGACUUGAGACCAUUCAAAUCGCAUCUACCAGCGACAUUACAGGUACGAGGAUCAAUUCAUCAAAACCACUGGCAGUAAUGUCAGGUAAUAAAUGCGCCAAAGUACCGUGUGGUCAUUCAUUUAGUUGUGAUCAUUUGGUGGAAUAUAUGUAUCCAGUCGAUAGAUGGGGCUACACGUUCACAGUUGUUCCAUCAGCUUACCGGCAAAGUGGGGAUAUUAUCCGCGUUGUAGGCAGUACUGAUGACACCGUGGUCGACAUAACCGGUGUUUCGCGUUUAAUUCUUAAUAGAUCCGGGUUCUAUGAAUUCAAUGUGUCGAAGAACGUUCCUGUGUUUGUCAAUGCCAGUAAGCCCAUUAUGGUGCUGCAGUUUACGCAGAGCCAAGACACAGAUGGUCUGGACAGUGAUCCUUACAUGAUGGUUGUGCCUGCCAUAGAACAAUUCUCGACCAGUUACACCAUCGCUACCGCCAAUCUUCCUGAUAAAGUUUACAAAAACUUCGUAAAUAUAGUCAUCAAAAGCAGUUCUAAAGAAGGCCUUAGAGUUGAUGGAGCCGCUCUCAAUGGUGUUACAUGGCUGGCCAUUCCCAGAACAGACUUUACUGCUGCGCAGCUGAACAUCACUGCGGGUACACAUCGCAUAGAACACAUUUCUCCAAUCCAGACUUUCUCAGUAUUCUCAUACGGGUUUGCCAAAUACGUUUCUUAUGGCUACCCAGGAGGUCUCAGACUGGCUAAUCUGGACAUGGGGUAA
Molecule: messenger RNA, 3308 nt
Organism: Lingula anatina
Lineage: Eukaryota; Metazoa; Brachiopoda; Lingulata; Lingulida; Lingulidae
Source: RefSeq, a predicted model, not a curated record